Molecule: messenger RNA, 213 nt
Organism: Linum trigynum
Lineage: Eukaryota; Viridiplantae; Streptophyta; Magnoliopsida; Malpighiales; Linaceae
Source: the annotation of a GenBank genome assembly
AUGGUGAUGAUGGAGCAUCGUUCGUGGUGGCCUUCGCUUCGUUCGUUCGGUCCGGAGUCUUUGGCUUGCCAUCAAACUUCCACUUCAUUCCUCAAGUAUACUCUCGGCACUAGCGAUGAUGAUGACCUGAUCGAUGCUGGGCGAGAGUUGCCCGAUGAUGGCGGCGGCCAUGGCGACGUCGUGGACAACAGUUUUAGCUUUGCUGCAGCAUAA